AUGGCCAUAAGCAUACUCGAUAGUGACAGAAUAUACCGUUACGAGCUUGAAGUGUUCAUUAAUCACAUGGAUUUCACGGUCCAGGGGAAAAACGCAAAGAAAUCACGUACCAAAAACGACGAAGAAUCCGUCAAAAUAUCCAAAUACACUAUUAAAAUAACAUUGGACGAUCUCCUGGAAACCGAUAUCUCCAACAACGAUAAAGUGAAGGAAAGUUCCGAAGACCAACUGCUUAAUUAUUACGACGAUUUGAAAGAAAAUAAUUCGCUUUACGAUAUUACGAAGCAGCUUGACGAUCGAUAUCACGUAGACGAGAGUCCUGUCUGCAACUUAUCGGCUCUCUGUUAUAACAUCUCGCAAAAAGAAGACGGUAGAUCGUUCAGUACCACAAAGUUAGCAAUGGGUAAAGGAGUUGUUUAUAUUUUUGCCUGUAUGCCAAGGAUAUUAAUAACCAUAUUGCAGAAGAAUCCUCUGAAACUGGCCGUCUUCGAGGAUACGGAGGACGGGCAAAACGUGUUCGGCGAGGUGUUCAUCGCGUUGAACAGUUUGACGGGGUUCACGAACGCGAUAGCGUAUCAUUUUUACGAGAAGGGAUACGGCAAGCACGUUCACGCUGUGGAAGGAGUGCACGCGGCCACGGAUGGGGCCGGCGAGAAGACCAACGUGGAGCUGUCGGUGGCCGUGCGGUUGACGUGCCACGGGUCGGAGGGACGGGUCGACCGGUUGGCGCUGAGACCGGACGUACGACCGCGGCAGCUGCAGCCCGUGUACGCGGACCCGAACACGUUGGGUAUCGCUUUCGACGGACGGCCGAUCAGACCACGGCAGGAAAUGACGUACCUGGACCACGUGGACGACGCGGACCUGGACGAGCCACUCCGCUGGUGCAGAAGGGUUCAAGAAUCGACCAUAAGUAACACGUGUUUCAGCCCUUGCAGUGUAUUGUUGAGAAAUAUCAGAAGAAUUUUAACCGAUGACGAGAAGGAGCAGUACGCGGCAGCUUGCAAGUCGAUCAAGAACAGCGUCAACGACGACGUUAAAACUGCACCACAGACAAUUUGUACGCAGCAAACGGCCCCGGAUCAUUGUUCGGAAGCAAAACAUUCACAACAAUAG
Sipha flava (yellow sugarcane aphid) is the source of this 1116-nucleotide messenger RNA. RefSeq lists its product as uncharacterized. The record is from RefSeq and is a predicted model, not a curated record. Bases 1 to 1116 code for a protein of 371 amino acids. NCBI's taxonomy places the organism in Eukaryota, Metazoa, Arthropoda, Insecta, Hemiptera, Aphididae. The transcript has 5 exons.